AUGUCCGCAAGAUUAUUUCCCGGCUCAUUACUCAGAGCCAUCCUCAACCAUGAUAUCAGCCAUUCAAACCAGGUAGCCCUCCAGCCUGUUCUCCGCAAUCAAACCUUUGCCCGCACCUGGUCUCCUCGCCACCACCAAGAACACCGAUAUGGCCGUCGGACUCAGGGCCAGCCCAGAUUCUUGCUUGCCUCUGGCCUGGGUAUCACCCUGAUCGGGGCUGCUGGCUCGUUCGACUCGGAUCAACAGCGGAACUUUUGCGAAACCGACUUUGACACCAUUCGACCUCUUCACACCCGUCAACCCUCCUCCAGGUCAACCCUGCCCUCCUUUACUUCCUCCCCUGCUUUGGCUUUGGCUUUGGAUCCGAACAGUGGUACCACCUCCGAGAAUUUCAAAGCUUUGGAUGAUGUUGAGGAUGAUCAGACUUCCGACUCGGCUCGGGCGGCCAACCACGAGCUGCCCGGUUCAUAUGCUUCUUCGCUAUCUGCUAAAUUUACUCGUCGUCCCAUCCCCUCGACUUCAAGUGCUGGGCGUGGCGCUGGCUCUCAUCAGAAUCAGCAUCAGCCUCAGCCUCAGCACCAGCACCAUCUGAAGAAGGCACGUUCCUCUCAUUCCAUCAGGCAUCGCGGCACUCAAUCCACCUAUCGCCGCCCCCCUGUUCCGGCUCCUUGCCCGCCCCCGGCGAAUUCCUUCUCGCCCAUCUCCUCUGCAUCAUCCGCCUCCUCGUGCUCUUCCCUAGCAGAUGAGGUUGCUCCAUCCAUACCCCCUCAAUACCCCUCGUCGAGUCGUCGAUCUUCUAGGUUUUCAACUCCUCUGAGGAGUUAUCAAUCGCUCCAUUUUACCAAACAGAACACUGGCUUUCAGUCUCGUCAUCCUGCUCACCAACAUCACUCCAGCAAUUCGCAGUCUCGCUCAGUCACCCCACUCACCUCAUCACCCUUGGACAAUAGCUCUUCUCAUCAACCGGUCCCUCUUUCCAAUCCCCCCUCUGAACUGCCUGAUUUUCAUGAAUAUCAUCCAUGCCCCUCUGAGCUUGUGCCCUUCCCUUCCCAGCACCCCGUCACCUCGCCUCCCACCAGGUUCACGGAUUUUGUCAAGUCAAAGAUUCAAAAAACCGCCCGCCGCUCGAUUUCCCAUUCCUGGUCCUCAUCGCUACUAUCCGCACAUAAACACCCCUCCAGUGCUCCUUCCGUGUACUCUAGUGCAGCGCCACUGUGCCAGACUGAGAUUGAUCAGUCGUCUACAACUGUUGGCUGUUAUCGCUCUAUUCCCUUUAGUUAUACUUCUGACAACCUUCAGGCCCCUACGAACGACCCUGCUCCACCGCUCAACAUGCUAGAUGCUGAGCACGAGGUCGAAUCCCUACUUGAUCACCGUGGUGUACCCGCUCACUCUGCUCCUCCUCUACGCUCUUCCUCCUCCCAGCCGUUCAUGGCUGGACAAUAUCACAAGAAAUCCUUGAGCGGUAACCGAAGCCAAAGUGCGAUGGGCAAACGGCCGGCGCAUGAGAUGCACCAGCGUGCAGGCUCAUCCACACCCGGCCUGAACUUCCGCCCGACCGCUGCAUUCCACCUAUCAGGUGUUUCAUUGCAGGCGGAAUUAGCUAGCAAGCCCAUCAAGUCGACUGGUGGUAAUUCACCCCCUCGCAAGUCGGUGCGAACUCACCUUAGUCGACUUGCUCAGCUUCUUACUCCAUCUCCUACCCUUAAGUAUACUCCCGCGAGCUCUUCGAAAUCCAAAAUCCCAUCACCUCCCAUGGAAGCCAGACCGAUGUCUUCAACUGGCCUAUCUUCCGAGGCGUCCUCCGAGGUGCCAUCGCGCCAACUUUCAUCUACGGCGCUUGGCACGCCACAGGUCAUCAGCUCUCAGAAACCGAGCGCGGCACCAAUGGCAAUCAUCAACUGGCGGACUACACUUUCGGACCGUGAAUACCGGCACAUCCUCGAGACAUGGGGUCCUACGGAAAUUCAUCGCCAGCAGUUGAUCUGGGAGCUUUGCCAAACGGAGACCGCCUUUCUCGAUAGCAUCGCUGCUGUAUUGGAUCUUUUCAUCAUCCCUUUGAGAGAGGAGAGUCAGUACGGAACAUGGGUGGUUGGCGUGCCCGAACCAGUCCAAAAGUUGUUUGGCGAUCUCGAUCAAAUUGCAAACUUCCAUUCGGAGAUAGUAAUGGGAAUGAGCUACAAUCGCAUGUGCGAGAAGAAGCGCAACAAAGCUCCGGUGGUGAUGAAGUUCGCGGACAUGAUGGCCGGCUUCGUUCCUCGGUUGCGGAUUUAUGAGCGCUAUCUAGUGUGCUUCGAACGUGUUUCUCAGCUGAUCGACCGUCUCUCGAUCGACCCAGCCGAUCCCUUUGGCUCCUUCGUCAGGAUGCAAAGUCACAUUGCCGGUUUCGGUGCCAUGACAUUGACAAGUCAUCUCCUCAAACCUAUCCAGCGUCUGAUGAAGUAUCCUUUGUUUUUUCGACAAUUGUGCGAGACUACACCUCUGGGUCAUCCGGAUCAUCAGUCUACUUCCAACCUUUGGAAAGCAACAGAUGGCAUCAUCCGGUCAAUGCAGGACAUCAAAGGCCUUGAGGAUGAUCAUGAGUCACUCAGAGGUUUGGAAGAACAACUUCUGGGCCUACCUGAGGGAUUGGUGCUCGCCAAUCGGAGGAGGAAGAUCGUAAUCCGAGGCACGCUGCAAAUGGUUUACCCAUCGCACAAAGAUAUCUUGAAGCUUUCGCUCACCGCUCCCGACCCCAAGAGGGAGACAUUCGGCGAGAUGGCGCCGACGUGUCGAAGGAUGUCAAGCUCUUCGCACCUUUCUAGUCUCGGUUUGCGCAGUGAUUUCAACAGCAGGAUCACCACCAAAGGGAUCAUCAGGUCACUCUCGCCAGUCUCAGACUCGAGCGAGACCAGCGAAACGACCCAUUCUCGCUCGAGUUUCCAUUCGAUGAAUACCGAAACUACUUUUGACGCGACCAGUUCACCCCAGCCCCUGGUAUCCGAAAUUUCCCACCAACCCAGGUCGUUCUCGGGCUGCAGCACUCAGAGUGCCCCCCGUUCCGAGCCGUCCAACGACCCCGAUCCAAUCAAGCUCAAGCCUCCGCGCUCUCUGCAGUCCAAACGAAGCAGCCAUAAGCUCAGAAAGUCACGCGGGAUUCCCACCGAGCCCGUCGAGGUAAUCCUCCUCACCGACAUGCUCAUCCUAUGCACGCGCGAAGCACCACCCAAGAAGAAUUGGAGGUCCAGCUCGCGCAAGCCUGAAGAUCUUGACCGCUUCCGCAUCAUCGACGGUAUUGGGUUAAGCCGGUUGACCUGCGUUGAAGACCUGGGGGGUCAGUUGGGAGAGUUCGACGACCUGGUCAAGCUGGAUCUGAAGCCGCUGGGAGGAAUCCCACGCGCAGAGAUCCAAAGGAGACUGACGCCAAGCGCGUGCCAGGAAGAGACGAUUCGAGCCCAAGAGCACUCGAUCUAUCUGAGCAGCGGCCCAGCCCCCCACUCAUCGCCGAUGAUCUGGGGCACCCUCGCACCCUCGGCCCCUAGCUCCCUCGGCGCCGAAAAGGACUGGAAGAACUGGCUCAAAGAAUUCAGGAAACUCGAGGUGCUCACUCAUCAUACUUUUCAUCGUCAGCUCAAACACUCUGAGCAGAAAAGGAGGAGGUCUACUACCGGGAGAAUCGACCUUGCUAUUAAAAAGUCUAGUUCAAUGAGUAACUUGGUUGAUUAG
This is a messenger RNA of Puccinia triticina, 3705 nucleotides long. RefSeq lists its product as uncharacterized. Gene Ontology annotation, molecular function: guanyl-nucleotide exchange factor activity. Bases 1 to 3705 code for a protein of 1234 amino acids. NCBI's taxonomy places the organism in Eukaryota, Fungi, Basidiomycota, Pucciniomycetes, Pucciniales, Pucciniaceae. The record is from RefSeq and is a predicted model, not a curated record. The transcript is spliced from 4 exons.